Salvelinus namaycush (lake trout) is the source of this 1092-nucleotide messenger RNA. Its product is annotated as chondroadherin-like. The record is from RefSeq and is a predicted model, not a curated record. Gene Ontology annotation, cellular component: extracellular matrix. Gene Ontology annotation, molecular function: protein binding. Lineage: Eukaryota; Metazoa; Chordata; Actinopteri; Salmoniformes; Salmonidae. The coding region runs from base 1 to 1092 and encodes 363 amino acids. The transcript has 3 exons.
AUGCCGUGUGUGAGCUUCCUGUUGGUGGGGACUUGCUUGCUGGUCCUCGGCCCGGCUGUUUGGGGCGCCCCCAGCCAGUGCCCGGCUCAGUGUCACUGCCAUGGGGACCUGCAGCAUGUCAUCUGUGACAACGUGGGGCUGAAGAAGAUCCCGCAGGUGUCCGAGGCCACCCGUCUGCUCAACCUGCAAAGGAACAACCUGGGCAGCCUGCCCACCGGCUCCUUCGCCAGCAGCAAGGGUCUCAUCUCGUUGCACAUGCAGCACUGCCAGCUCAAGGAGAUUGGUGGCCAGGCCUUCAAGGGACUCAAGAAGCUAAUCUACCUCUACCUGUCCAACAACGAGAUCACCAGCAUCAAGCCAGGUGCCUUCGAGGACCUCACCGAGCUCACUUACCUCUACCUGGAUGGCAACCGCAUCAGCGACCUGCCUAAGGGAAUCUUCUCACCCAUGAUCAACCUGUUCAUCCUGCAGCUCAACGACAACAAGCUGCGUGACAUCAAGCCAGGCACCUUCGCCGGAGCCAAAGACCUGCGCUGGCUGCACAUGAGUGGCAAUGAGAUGAACUCGCUGCAGCCGGGCUCUCUGGACGACGUGGAGAAUCUGGCCAUCCUGCACCUGGACAGGAACAGGCUGUCCACCUAUCCUGGCCUGGCCAUGAGCAAGCUGAGAGUGGUGGAGGAACUGAGCCUGGCCAAGAACCCCCUGAGGAGCAUCCCCGACAACGCCUUCCAGAGCUUCGGACGCUACAUGGAGAAGCUGCACUUGGAUGGCAUGGGGCUGGAAAAGUUCUCUGACGCUGCAUUCAACGGAGUGACGGCCAUCAAGUCUCUGCACCUGGACAACAACAAGCUCAAGUCCCUCCCCAACAGCCUGGAGUUCACCACUAUCACCAACCUCACGCUCUCCAACAACCCCUGGAGCUGCACCUGCACGCUUGCCCCUCUGCGCAAGUGGAUGGACUCUAGCCGCCAGCGCCCUGAUGCGCUCUGUGUCUCUCCGUCCUCACAGAGAGGAAAGCAGAUCAGAGACAGCUCUGCCUUCAGCAGCUGCAAAGUCAAGACAAAGAGAGCCAAGAAGGGCACGCGUCAUUAA